GCGCGAUUCGCGAGCUUCCGAAUUCUCUUCGGAAUCGGAUCGUGGCCACUCGGCUGAGACGCGAGUUUUCCGUGGGAGACGCGGAAAAAGGGCGCCUCUCUCAAAUUACCUCGACGCAUUUCGCGAAACUGGUAAACCGCACUGGAAGCAAGAGGUGGCUGAUUAAACGCGAUUACGUGCGUCCCGCGUUAUUAAUACUCGAGCUAACCUCAUUUGUUUAUCGGUGGGUACACGCACCGAGGCUACCGAGAGAAGUAUAUCCAGAAACAAGAUCUCCGCUGCGCGCACGGGCGCGGCCAGCGCCACCUACUGAAAACAAAAAUGGUGGCGAGCAAUAUGCCCUAUCCCUGCCCCGCUUUAAUGGCACGCCAAAUGUCUGCGUUCUCUAGGCUUCCUUCUACUAUGUAUUCCCCUCCGACCGAUGUAUCUGAUUUCGCUGUGAACAGAGGGAAUCCCAUUCCGGUGGCUCCCGAAACACGACGUGUCACUCGCCUUACAUAAUGAAAUUAGCCGCGCACGAUCCCGCAUGUCAGUUCCACGCCCGUAAUAUGCGUCGUCCGCCGCAAGAAACACGAGAGUCCACCGGACACGACGGCAGCCCAGCUCAGAAGCUCCGUUCUACCGUGGUUUGCUAUUGUCAGAUUUCUCAUAGACGGGUAAUGUCUGAUAGAGCAAACACGAUGAAGCUGGAAGCUGAGAUGGCUGCGCCUUUGCAUCUGCAGAGACUGGAACGUAGCCUGAAUAUACAGCCUUUCUUAAAGCAGAUCAAUGAUCUCUUUCAAGAACAACCUAGUGAAGAUGACAAGUCUGUGUCAUCGGAAUCUUCUGAUGGUUCAGAUGCUUAUCUCGAAAAUGUACCCACUCGAAAAGAAGAAGCAAGAAUCAAUAAGUUGAGGCUGUACAAUAUGUCUACUGUAGGAGAAGAGAGACGCUGGUUGCAAGAUAUUCUUCUAAGUGAUUCCUCUGAUAGUUCUGAUACAGAUAGUCAAGUUACGGAAGAAGAUUUUCAAGACAUGUUGAAGUUUCACAUAUUACGAAAAAAAUAUCAAGGCCGUUUUUACCAGAAACCAGAAAACAUACAAUAUCAAUAUUAUAGUGCGGGUUUACUAUCGAAUUAUGAUAGAUUUUUGGAGCAUCAAAAAUUGAUUGUCGGAAAUAAAAAGAAGAAAGAAAAAAAGCCAGAUAAAAAAAUCAUGAAAAUCAAGAAGGAAAAAAUGAAUCGUCACUGUACUGAGGAAUAUCGUAAAGGAGAAUUUCCGGAGGGAGAAUGGGAUAAAUCAAUUCCUAGAGAGGAAGAGUUAGACGAAUCUGAAUUAGAAGCUAUCAUGCGUCAUCAGCCUCGAGGUAGAGGAAGAAAAAAGCAUAAUACCAAGAGUGUUGAAGUGAUGACGAUGAGAAGAAGAAAAAUAUGGGUGAUGAUGUCUAAAAAGGAACUAGGAAAAGUACAAAGGGCCAAAACCAAUAAUCAUAAGGAAAUGCUAAUAAGUUGUAAGAAAGUAGCGCAGCAUUGUAUGAAAUAUUGGAGGCAGAAAGCUAUGCAAUCGCAGAAAAAUAUGAAAGAGACUAUCUGGCGGGCAAAACGCUUGACAAGAGAAAUGCAAUCUUAUUGGAAGCGUUACGAUCGAGUCGAACGGGAAACUAGAAGAAGAUUAGAGAAAGAAGCUGAAGAACAACGUAAAAUGGAUGUAGAACUUAUUGAAGCUAAACGUCAGCAAAGAAAAUUAAAUUUUCUUAUUACUCAAACAGAAUUGUAUGCUCAUUUUAUGUCGCGAAAAAUAGAUAAAGCCUCGGCAGAGGAACAGUUGAGAAUCUUGAAUCAGUUGGAUGAAGAAAAAAAUCCCAGACUUAUUGGCAUCGACGAUUAUGAUGGUGACAUCAUGAAACAAAAGGCAAAAAGAAAUGCUACUGAAGCGUUUAACAAUGAAAAGGCCAGGACCAAGCAAUUUGAUACAGCUGCUGCAUCUCAAGAGUUACGUCUCAGUGAUACACCUGAGAACCUGGAGCAUCCGCAACCUUCAAUUUUCAAGGGAAAUCUGAAAGGUUAUCAAUUAAAAGGAAUGAAUUGGUUGGCAAAUUUAUAUGACCAGGGUAUUAGUGGAAUACUGGCCGAUGAGAUGGGUCUGGGAAAAACUGUACAAUCCAUAGCAUUUUUAUGUCAUGUUGCCGAGAGAUAUUCUGUUUGGGGACCAUUCUUAAUUAUAUCACCAGCUUCAACAUUACAUAACUGGCAGCAAGAAAUGGCGAGAUUUGUACCAGUAUUCAAAGUAGUUCCAUAUUGGGGUAAUCCUCAAGAACGCAAGAUACUCAGACAAUUUUGGGAUACUAAAGACUUGCACACAAAGGAAGCUUCUUUCCAUGUAGUAAUAACGAGUUAUCAAUUAGUAAUUACGGAUUAUAAAUAUUUUAAUAGAAUAAAAUGGCAGUAUAUGAUCUUGGACGAAGCACAAGCUAUAAAAAGCACAAGCAGCAUGAGAUGGAAAUUGUUAUUGGGAUUUAGUUGUCGUAAUAGAUUAUUGCUCAGUGGUACUCCUAUACAAAAUAGCAUGGCAGAAUUAUGGGCGUUACUACAUUUUAUUAUGCCUACACUAUUCGAUUCGCAUGAUGAAUUUAACGAGUGGUUUUCCAAAGAUAUCGAAAGUCACGCAGAGAAUAAAACCGGAAUAGAUGAAAAACACUUAUCAAGGCUUCAUAUGAUCCUAAAACCUUUUAUGUUACGAAGAAUAAAAAAGGAUGUGGAAAAUGAAUUAUCCGAUAAGAUUGAAGUGAUGGUAUAUUGUCCGCUUACAACUCGUCAAAAGCUGCUUUACUCAGCGUUGAAGAAAAAAAUUCGAAUAGAGGAUUUGCUGCAUUAUACAGUGGGCGGAGGAGACACUGCGUCUAACGAUAAAAACUUUACUUCCAAUCUAAUGAAUCUAGUCAUGCAGUUCCGGAAGGUCUGCAAUCAUCCGGAACUUUUUGAACGUAGGGAUGCUAAAUCGCCAUUUUUUAUGAAUACAGAAUUUUAUAAUAUGCCUGCUUUGCUGUAUAACGAAGGACUUUUACAUCUAGCAUUAUCAUCCAAAGAUCAUCUAUUGUAUAAUAGGUUGUUUAUAUUUACCGCAGAAUAUAUUCACCGUGCUCUACAUUGCAACGAAGAUUUGCACGAAAAUACAUUUUCAUUUAGUAGAUUUAUCAAUUUGUCUCCGAUGGAAUUAAAUAAAGUAUUCAUCGCCGGUACUUUAUUCAGAUUAUGCCUGAUAACGUUCAUGAAGAGAAGGUUAAGAAUGGUACAAUACUGCGAAAAUUGGCAUGCCGAUGAUAGAUCGAGAACGUCUACAAACCAAAUGUUUUAUUUGCCCAAAAAAUUUGACGCUUUGUCGACAACCUUGCAAGAUAUAUUUUUUACCAGCAAAAUAGUCGAGGGCGAGGCUCUCUACACACAUACCAAUCAUACGAUACAUUCGAUGCCGGAAACUGUCGCCCACAGAAUACUACGUAGUAGUAAAAAAGCUAAUCAGUUAUUAAAAUUACAAAGAAUAUUACCCACCGGUAAGAUGGAUCAAACGGAAGAUUCGAAAUUGGCUCUGCUUCCUGAACAUCCUCAUCACCCGCGGCAGCUUAUGAUGCGAUAUUGCCAACAAACAACGAUUCCUGCCUUUGUUUGCGAUAAUAAUCCCAAGGUUCAAGCUAGUCCACGAAAAUUAUACGUCAGUAAUAGUUCUGCAGCAUGCGCCUGGAAGAGGCACGAGGAAUGCGGUGGCUCGUUUGGUCAAAGGUUACUUUGGCUUGGUUGUGAACGAGCACUUUCUGAAGAAAAGUUGGGCAUUCGUGCCAGCCAAACAAUGUCAACGUUUUCUUAUCAGCCGCAGGGUGGAUUAUCUGCGUGUAUCCCUAUUAAUGGAUGGUCGCAUAUCAUUGUACCGGACAAACAAACGUUAGUGACAGACGCUGGCAAGCUUUCUGUACUGGACAGUCUUUUACGGCGUCUGAAAGAACAAGGUCAUAGGGUAUUGAUCUACUCUCAAAUGACAAAAAUGAUCGACUUGCUAGAGGAAUAUAUGUAUCAUAGAAAACACACAUUUAUGAGAUUAGAUGGUUCGUCAAAAAUCUCAGACCGUCGGGACAUGGUGGCAGAUUUUCAGAAGAGGGCGGACAUAUUCGUCUUUCUGCUUAGCACUAGGGCUGGCGGCCUGGGAAUCAAUCUCACUGCGGCAGACACGGUGAUAUUUUAUGAUAGUGAUUGGAACCCUACUGUAGACCAACAAGCUAUGGAUCGCGCCCACAGACUGGGACAGACCAAGCAAGUCACGGUCUACCGAUUAAUAUGUAAAGGAACUAUCGAAGAACGAAUUUUGCAGAGAGCGCGCGAAAAGAGCGAGAUUCAACGUAUGGUCAUAAGCGGUGGAAAUUUCAAGCCCGAUACUUUAAAACCUAAAGAAGUCGUGUCGUUGCUAUUGGAUGAUGAGGAAAUUGAGGCGAAAUACAGCCAACGAAGCGAGGAGAGAAAGCAGCAGCGAGCGGAGGAGGCUCGCCUCGAGUCGAACCUACAGCACAAGGAGAGGGACCGGAAGAGGAAGUUAACCGCGCUUCCGGUCAAGAACGAUGCGAAGAAGCCAUGUCAGGCAGAUGCUAAUGGCGACAAGAACAACGAUACCGUUUACGUUAAUCUUAAUGAGCCUAAACCGGCUACCAAUCCGAUUCAGUCACAGCACCAGAACAAUCACCAUCAACAACAGCUAGAAAAUAUAGAUAAUUACAGUACACCGACCAGCCCGGCUAAGUCAGAAGAUGAAACGAGCAACGAGGGACUUGUAGUCGAUGUGGACGGUCCGGUGGCGGUUUCCGGUGGCGAUCCCCAUGGACAGCCCCGAGGCAGUCUCCAGUUCGGAGAAUCUCCAUCUAAGAUCGCCCGACUCGGACAUCAUUUCACCUUCGGCAUGAGUGCAAACGCGCGAAUGCGACAAUCCGUACGUGGUGCAAGCAAACGCGGUCGACCGCGAGGUUCUCGUAGAGGUGGGCCAAUUGGCGGUAAAGGAAGAGGAUUGCUUUUAACGAAUCCGUCAUCGAAGAUUUCGAACGUGGCCAGUGAACCGUCGUCCACAGCGAUGUCACCGAUUGACGGAGGUGGAUGCUCGAAUGAGGUGUUGCGACACUGGACGCCUGCGACUUCUGAUCCUGCGGACGGGGACGGUCCCAGCACGGUGGGUCCACUGGGACCGGUGGGCACUUUGAUACCUACGUCAGGACGCAGCGGUAAUGCUGGGAUUCGUCGUGGUCCUGGUAGACCACGAUUACGGCCGACUGGGCCUGGACAUCAGGGCUAUCGCACCCCCGGUCACCAUCAUGGCAAGAAAAUUCAGCGGCCGCUGCCAGUACCUAUCAGAUCCCAUCAGACGACCGCGGGGGUCGGUCAGCAAAAAGCAUCUUCAUCGCAGAAGCGUGCCGGCAUAUCGAUGACCGGUAAACCGUCAUCGUCAUCGUCCUCAGUCGCACCUGCGAAUUCGACACCAUUAUUAUCUUCGUCAUCGUCGUCAUCGUCGUCCUCAAUGUCAUUGGCGGAAUCGCGACCUUUCGGAUUUUACACGCAGCAACAGCCACGUACAGGAUCAUCGUAGUUUCGCGGAAGAGGAACAGUGAUUUGAUUUCAAGUUCGGCCUGGUUAAACAAUGCACUGCACUCUUGCGAUACCGGUAAGGUGUUCUCGAGAUAUUUUUGUGUAUUUUCUUUUCACUAGGUGCCGAAAUUUCUACAGCUGGAUCAUCCGCGAUAAUCAGUGGAUUAAUGGAGUGAAAAAAGUCACGCGAUUUAUUUUUCGAAAUUCAGAUUUGAUACGAUAAAAUAUCGUAUAUAUAUUUAUUGUAUCUCGUGAGAUACAAUAAGCAUUUGACUUUUCUGCCAGUGAUGUUUCUGUACGCGUGACUCGAGCGUGCAAUUCCGAUAAGCGUUAGAUUUCUCGUCCCACCCUCCCCCCCUUCUCUCAUCCUAAAUUAUAACUAUAUACGAAAGGAGGCAGAGCGAUUGACAAUAUCUAGGUACAGUUACGGUGUUAUGAUUAUAUUGCACAAUUAUAUUUAUUUUAGUUACGGCGUAAGAAAUACGGCGGAACUCGUCGUCGUACGUUAGAAAAUACAAUCGUCGACGUCAGUUAGGUACUUAAUUCGACGCUUGCCUUCGAAUCCUUCCGGUCGGAUUCGUCUCCUCGGUUUCACAGCAAUUUGGAUCGUGCUCUUCGAUUGAACGCGCAGGGAUGAAGUUCUUGUGGGAUACUUACUCCGCCGCGGGAGUGAAAGGGGUCGGUCUCUGUUAUUAAUCUGUCGAUCCGAUUCUACGUAUGUGGUACAAGUGUAGCUCUCGUUUUUUAACUCUAAGUAUACAAUUAGGUAAUCGACACGACGUGUCGUCGCGCGCACGUCGGCGCCGAAUUCUGACGACGAUCAUCGACAGAUCAGAUCUCCGGCGAAUACGUCGACGAAAAAGGGGUCGUAUCUUAGAUAUCGCCUCCUUCGUCCUCUCCAUCGAUCGCUCUCUCGGCGUCUUUGUACAUUGUUCAUUAACGAUAGCAUUAUUCCGUCACUAGACUCGGUUAGCCGAUAUUUUUUAUGCAUAUUACGAGACGUCGUUUAGGCCAAUUCAAUUUGUAAAAGAAUAGUAUUUAUAUUAGCAAUAAACGGUCAAAAAUUCCAUCUUCACGAAU
This is a messenger RNA of Wasmannia auropunctata (little fire ant), 6673 nucleotides long. RefSeq names its product putative DNA helicase Ino80 (gene Ino80). Gene Ontology annotation, cellular component: Ino80 complex. Gene Ontology annotation, biological process: DNA repair. Gene Ontology annotation, molecular function: ATP-dependent chromatin remodeler activity; histone binding; DNA binding. The transcript has 29 exons. Lineage: Eukaryota; Metazoa; Arthropoda; Insecta; Hymenoptera; Formicidae. Bases 501 to 5594 code for a protein of 1697 amino acids. The record is from RefSeq and is a predicted model, not a curated record.